GAAAAAUAAAUAAAUAAAUAAAUAAAACCAAAAAGCUAAAAAGCCCAUGGUUCUAUUGACUUUGAUCGCCCAAGGGCACCUGAGGGAAGAAAACGCAAGCUCUCUCUCUCUCCAGCCAUGAGUCUCUUUGGUCUGGGCAGAAAUCAAAGGACAUUCCGCCCCAAAAAGAGUGCACCAUCAGGAAGUAAGGGUGCACAACUUAGAAAGCACAUUGAUGCCACCCUAGGUAGCGGAAACCUGAGGGAAGCUGUAAGACUUCCUCCUGGGGAGGAUUUGAACGAGUGGCUUGCUGUAAACACUGUGGAUUUCUUCAACCAGGUGAAUCUUCUCUAUGGGACCCUCACAGAGUUUUGUACUCCGGAGAACUGUUCUACAAUGUCUGCAGGCCCCAAGUAUGAGUAUAGAUGGGCAGAUGGCGUACAAAUCAAGAAACCUAUUGAAGUUUCUGCUCCAAAAUAUGUUGAAUAUUUAAUGGACUGGAUUGAAGCUCAGCUUGAUGAUGAAUCGAUAUUUCCUCAAAAGCUUGGUGCACCGUUUCCGCCCAACUUCAAGGAGGUUGUCAAGACGAUAUUCAAACGACUUUUCCGUGUAUAUGCUCACAUUUAUCACUCUCACUUUCAGAAAAUUGUGAGCCUCAAAGAGGAAGCCCAUCUGAACACAUGCUUCAAGCAUUUCAUAUUGUUUACCUAUGAAUUUGGGUUAAUUGACAAGAAGGAGCUUGCACCUCUCCAGGAGCUUAUAGAAUCCAUAAUCGUUCCUUACUGAAUAGGGGUAUGUGUAAUUGUGUAUCCCAAGAAAUAUUUUAUAUUAGAGAUACAUAUUAAAACUGAGUAAAUAAUAUUAGAGAUAAAUGUGAGCUGAAUAAGUACUCUUGUGAGUCUGUGAUUAGCAAUUUGACUUUGCAGUCUCCUGUACUGUUACUGAAAAAAAUUGUGUUAUAUGGUUGCCUUUCA
Messenger RNA from Hevea brasiliensis (rubber tree), 953 nucleotides. Its product is annotated as MOB kinase activator-like 1B. The coding region runs from base 118 to 765 and encodes 215 amino acids. NCBI's taxonomy places the organism in Eukaryota, Viridiplantae, Streptophyta, Magnoliopsida, Malpighiales, Euphorbiaceae. The transcript has 7 exons. Gene Ontology annotation, biological process: signal transduction; positive regulation of protein phosphorylation. The record is from RefSeq and is a predicted model, not a curated record. Gene Ontology annotation, molecular function: protein kinase activator activity. Gene Ontology annotation, cellular component: cytoplasm; nucleus.